CUUCUCUUCUGCCAUUCGACCUUUUGCGAGUACAGUCCUAUAAUACGCAACAAUCAUCAUGAAGAUCCUGACGAAAGAAGAGGAGCAGGAGCACUACAAUGCUACAAUCAAGGGUGGCAUUGGUGGUGGUGUCGCUGGCACGGCAGCAGGUGCUCUCGGUGUAUGGGCAGCUUCAACCAAAUAUCCGGCCUUUAGAAGUCUCAGCCUGCCAUUCCGCGCAUUCUUGAUAACAUCAUCUGGAACUUUUGCGGCAAUAAUUGCAGCCGACUCGUACUCGAGAAAAUACGAAGCCUCGCGACAGCCUGAUAGGAACUACCGAGACGAACAGGCUCAGCUGCAAGAACAGCUAGACUCCCAAAAAUCAGCCAAGGAGAAGCUCAUGAGAUGGGGAUCCGAGAACCGAUAUGGGUUAGUCGUUGGUUCGUGGGUGGUGUCGAUCUCUGCGGCUAUGGGAAUUGUCGGUCGCAACCCAUACCUCACCACGCCGCAAAAGAUUGUGCAGGCUCGUGUGUAUGCACAAGGCUUCACUCUUGCGGCAGUCAUCGCUUCUCUGGCAUUUGAAGGAACCGAUCGCGUGAAGGGCACCGGACGAUGGGAGACUGUCAAGUACCUCGACCCGAACGACCCAACCCACAAGAACAUUAUCGAAAAGAAGAUCCACCACGAGCGAUACCAAGGUGAGGACCAAUGGAUGGACAUGGUCGCUGCUGAAGAAGAGCGCAUGAAGGAGCGAGAGGAGGCAGUCAAGCAGCGUGAAAAAAUGAAUAAGAAGAACGGCAAAGCCAAGAAGGCCCAGAACAACCACGAGGAUCAACGGCACGAUAAACCAGACGAGGGCGACCAGAAAGUAAACGCGGCAUAGAGAGCGGGCAUCGAACACGGCCGAAGCAUUUUUGAGUCUCCAAUGCGCUAUGGCAUAGCGCCGGACAGAGCAUAUUAAUUCCACAUUGGCUGGCCUGCGACGAAUGUAUGAUUUGCAUAAGCCAGGCGCAAAAGGCGUUUCACGGCCUCAAGAGGCAUUUCAAUAGAGCAGAGGAAUGGGAUUUGUACAGCAUCACGAAGACGUUGGUCCUGC
Messenger RNA from Pseudocercospora fijiensis CIRAD86, 1075 nucleotides. RefSeq lists its product as uncharacterized. Gene Ontology annotation, biological process: mitochondrial respiratory chain complex IV assembly. Bases 59 to 862 code for a protein of 267 amino acids. Lineage: Eukaryota; Fungi; Ascomycota; Dothideomycetes; Mycosphaerellales; Mycosphaerellaceae. The transcript is spliced from 2 exons. The record is from RefSeq and is a predicted model, not a curated record. Gene Ontology annotation, cellular component: mitochondrial inner membrane.